UGGCUUCUGUCUCAGUUACAUUUGCAUGUACUUCUGCAUUCCUCACAGAAGCACAACAUGCAAAACAACAGUGGCAUGUACCAAAAUGGGACAGAAAUGGAGAACUCGGUAUACGCUCUGGUCUUUGGGUCUGUUAUAUCGCUGGGUCUGCCUCUCAAUGCCGUUUCACUGUGGAUUCUGCUUCGCAGACACAGCCUGAAAUCCCCGAGCGCCGUCUUCAUGGUCAACCUGGCAAUCUCAGACCUGCUGCUUGUCAUCUCGCUACCGACGAGAGUCUACUUUUACGCAACAAACAAGUGGCCUUUGGGCAAAAUGACGUGCAUCUGGAUCACAAUGCUCUUUCGCAACAACAUCCGCUCCAGCUCCAUCUUCAUCACCUUCAUCAGCUUGGACCGUCUGCUGGCUGUCGUUUACCCUCUGAGGUCACGCCAUCUUCGAAACUCGUCCAACGCCUGGAAAGCUGUUUCAGUCAUCUGGAUGAUGGUGGUGGUGCUGAAUAUCCCAGAGAGUGUGAUAUUUUCGAGACAAUUAGACAAGCACAAUGUGUCUUCUUGUUUUAGAUUUUCUCCGCCAAAUCUGGAUGACGAGCUGAGCGCUUCAGACAUGGCUUAUGUUCAGCUUGUGCUAGUGGUCACCAUGCUGGUAGUCAACAUCGUGACCACGGCUCUGGUGUCUUGGACGCUACACAGACACGUGAAUGACUCUGCGAAGAUCAACAACAAAGUGAACGUCAUGCUGAUUUUUGCCAUGAACUUGAUGAUGUUCACUGCGUUUUUCUUGCCCGUGUCCUUGGGUUUUAAAUUUUAUAAUCUGAGGCCAGCGCUGAACUGUCUCGCCAGUGUGAACUGCUGUCUGGAUCCACUGUUGUACUACUUUUCUUUUGAUGGUUUCUGGAAGAGAAAAGAGGAUAUUGUCACUUGCAGGAGAGCAGUUGCUGGACAGGACCUGAUGGCUUACGGACAGAUGGCUUUAAGUACUUCUUAAAUAAUAUUUCUUGUUGUCUGACUUUUUCGACGUGAAUGUUACAGAACUAAAUGCGAAGCUGAAGUCAAAUUGCUGACUGAAAUAGAAACAAGUAUUUUACGAACUGCCUCAAUUAAGUAAACUGCCCAUUACUUUUCAACAUAUUUAUAUUGGAAUACAGAGCAUCAUACACAAAAAAGGUGGUUCAGAAUAUAAAUGUAAGCUGUUAUUGUUUAAGUAUUUUCUAAGAACUUUUAUGCAUUAAUUUGAAAAUAAUAAAACCUGGAUAUUUACUAA
This is a messenger RNA of Mugil cephalus (flathead mullet), 1260 nucleotides long. Its product is annotated as lysophosphatidic acid receptor 6-like. The record is from RefSeq and is a predicted model, not a curated record. The coding region runs from base 58 to 984 and encodes 308 amino acids. The transcript has a single exon. Gene Ontology annotation, molecular function: lysophosphatidic acid receptor activity. Gene Ontology annotation, cellular component: membrane. Lineage: Eukaryota; Metazoa; Chordata; Actinopteri; Mugiliformes; Mugilidae. Gene Ontology annotation, biological process: phospholipase C-activating G protein-coupled receptor signaling pathway; positive regulation of Rho protein signal transduction.